AUGGCCCAAUCUAGUUUACCAGAUGAUCCUUCUCGCAGAAACUCUGAUAAUUCGCACCUUGAAAUUUUCAGUCUUAUCUGGCUUGAUAGUAAUGUAAAUGGUAGUGAUAUUCGAAAUACAGAACAACAACUACGUACUAUUAUUAAUUAUGUCAAAAAGUUUCAAGAUGUAGAACAAUGUGAAAGAUAUAUUGUAGAACAGUCUGAAAAUGAUCGAUUAGUAGUCAUUGUUAGUGGUCGAUUGGGACGAAUUAUAGUCCCUUCUAUUCAUGCGCUUCGACAAGUUGUAUCGAUCUAUGUUUAUUGUAUGGAUAAGAAAGGUAACAAAGAAUGGGCUGAUAAAUUUUCAAAGGUGAAAGCUGUUGCGUCUGAGCUUACUGAACUCGUUACACAAAUUAAAGAAGAUCAUAAAGUACAGAAACAAGCGGAGGAACCAUUUUCAAUUAAUAUUUUUAAUAAAAACCGUGGCAAAGGUAAAUCAACGUCUGGUCUAAAUGGAAAAUUUGUUUUUUCUCAAAUGCUGAUUGAAUGCCUUCUAAGGCUAAAAUCCACUGAAACUGAUACAAAUGAAGUUAUUAAGUGUUGUAAACAACAAUAUGAAGGUAAUAGUGUUGAAUUGAAUCUUAUUCGUAAAUUUGAAAAGACUUAUUCACCUGACAAAGCCUUAACAUGGUAUACAGAAGAAUCCUUCUUUUAUAACACUCUUAAUGCAGUUCUACGCAAUGAAAAUACUUAUAUGAUUUGUUUAUUUCGUACAUAUAUUUCUGAUAUUUAUCAUCAAUUGAAAAAUAAUCAAGUUAAAGAACGUAUACGAGUUUAUCGAGGUCAAAAGAUAUCAAGUGAAGAAUUGGAAACUUUAAAACAAUUAAUUGGUAGCUUUAUUUCAGUGAAUUCAUUUUUUUCCACUAGUAAAUCUUAUCAGGAAGCUCUUACAUUCGUUCAAGGUUCUAAUAUUGCAGCUGGUUUGGAACGAGUCGUAUUUGAAAUUGAUGCUGAUCCUAGUAUCAUCACUACAAAACCAUUUGCUGACAUUAGUAAAUAUAGUGCUUAUAAUAAAGAAUCCGAAGUACUCUUUAUGCUUGGUUCUAUUUUUCGUUUGAACGGUGUCGAAUGCAGCAUGACUGAUCGAUUAUGGACAAUUCGAAUGAGUUUGUGUAGUGAGAUUGAAUAUGAUUUAAAAGAUGUUCUUACGCAUAUGAGAUCACAACUUGGAAAUGGAGACACAAAUCUUCGAAUAUUAGGAAAAGUAUUAUGGACUAUGGGAAAAAUUGGUUUAGCUGAACAAUAUUUUACUCGAUAUUUGAAAGAACUUCCACUAAACGAUCCUUUACUUUCUACUGUAUAUGAAGAACUUGGCAAUUUACUAUCUCAAAAAGGUGAUUAUGAACAGAGCGUUUUCUGGCAUCAAAAAGCAAUCGAUUUCAAAAAUCAAGGUCCAACAAUAAUUGGCACCACCGACAUUAAUAAACGAAGCGAACAGAUUCAAUUAACAACUAAAACAGCAUGA
Messenger RNA from Rotaria sp. Silwood1, 1506 nucleotides. The record is from the annotation of a GenBank genome assembly. Lineage: Eukaryota; Metazoa; Rotifera; Eurotatoria; Philodinida; Philodinidae.